Messenger RNA from Danio aesculapii, 1764 nucleotides. It is a transcript of the gene rabgap1l2, whose product is annotated as RAB GTPase activating protein 1-like 2. Lineage: Eukaryota; Metazoa; Chordata; Actinopteri; Cypriniformes; Danionidae. The transcript has 8 exons. Bases 95 to 1057 code for a protein of 320 amino acids. The record is from RefSeq and is a predicted model, not a curated record.
ACAGAUAUAGACUGCUGCCUGUCAAACCUGUUGUCAUUUCUCCAGUCGCCUAAGCUGUAUUUUGAGAUCACUUGUGUUCUGCUCACCUGCCAAAAUGAUGGAAGAAGUGUCUAUCGCUGUGGCCUAUGAUUCCCAUAUUAUUGACCAGAUGUCUGAGGAAGAGAUCCUGGCGAGUCUGGUAGUGGAGUCUCUGCCAAAACAAGUGGUGCCGUCUAAAAAGCAAAAAUUAAGAGACAACCAGGAGCAACCAGAAGAUCCACUUGACAAAUACGAGAGAGAAAACCGCAAGCUGCAGGAGACCAGUUUGCGUCUGGAGCAGGAGAAUGACGACCUUGCACAAAAACUUGUGACAAGCAAGAUUGCAUUGAGGAAUGCUUUAGAUCAGACUGAGGACCAAGUGGAUGAAUUGACCAAGGAGCUUUCAAAAGCUAAACAGCUUCUGGUGGUUACAGAGGAGGAGAAGCGAGGAAAAGAGGAGGAGGCUUCACAGCUCAAAGAGAUGUUCAGGAAAGAGCUGGACAAAGCAGAAUCCGACAUUAAGAGAUCAAACAACAUCAUCGCAGACUACAAGCAGAUUUGCUCCCAGUUGAACACUAAACUUGAAAACCAGAAAGAAGAAGCAGACAAGAAUCUGGCCGUUAUCAAGAGUAAGCUCCAGGAGUGUGAGAGGUGCAGUCGCAUCUUCAGUAUGGAUGGGUCGAUUUUGAGCUGCUCUGAGAGUGAAGACAGAUCUGCUCAGGAUGAAGCGAAGGCCUCUCUCAGAGAACAGGUCAAAGAGCUAGAGAAAGAGCUGGCACAGACCAAGCUACAGAUGGUGGAGUCGAAAUGUAAAAUCCAGGAGUUGGAGCACCAAAAAGCGGUUCUGAUGACUGAACUUCAAGCUGCGAAGAACACAUGGCUUAAAAAAACCCUGGACUCAUUCAAAACAGCUGCCAGCGGCCAACAGAGCUCCUCACAAGCUGAUUCUGCCUGGAGCCCCAAUAAUAACCCCCAGUCCAGCUGGGUCACCAGACGGUUCUCCUGGGCCCAUCGAGAAGGCAGAGCUACCAAAGUAUGAAAGGGAAAAUCAUAAUUGUAGAGUGAAAAUUAAUGAACGAGAGCACUCCUGAAAUGAGUCUCAGAAAGCAUGAGAACGCCAUUCUCUAGGGCCAGAGGACAACGAGAGUCACUGGGAAGCAGUAUCUGCCAUUCUAGAAAAGAAUGCCACAGAUUAGUUACUUCUCAGGCAAUCACAGAUGAAGAUUAUAUGAACAGUAAUAACAUAUUUACUUGUACAUUUUUUUCAAACAUCUGGUCUUUAUUGGAGUAUUUUGGGGAGGAGGUGACUUUUAAUUCACUACAUUACAAAUAAAUAAUUUAGUUUAUUCCGUAAUAUUUCAGAAGUGUAGUGAAGUAAACAAUCUGAGGAAAUCCUCACCUAUUCAUGAAUAUGAUUAUUUUCAUUUGAUUCUUAUUCAUUUUGUAAAUUGCGCUAAAUUAUAUAUAUUUUUUGUUAAUUGUCAGAAUGAGUUCUUGUCUCAAUUUCAAAAUGAUCUAGUCGAGUCUUCAUUUAACCACUGUGCAUUGAUAAACAUAAGUUAUAUGGAGUCCAUAUAUAAAGUCCAUAAAGGACAAGAGUACCUGAGUCAAAAAAACACUUUUAAAAUAUUUUUCAUUAUUAUGUUUAACUUUCAUUGACAGUUUUAUUUAGCAGCAUCAGUCCUGAUGAAAAAAUUUAUUGAUUUUCAAGAAUUUUAACUCUUUAAAUUAGUAACUCGACAUUGU